AUAAAAAAACUAUCAUAAAAUCUUGUGUUAUAUAUACCCACAUUUGCCUUGCAUUGUUCUUCAUCACAUCACUCACUUUUACUAUCUCUUUCAACAUAUAUUUCUUGCAUAUUGAGAAAUAUUAUUGUUUACUUAAUACAAAGAAAAAUUAUGGAUGCGUUGCAGUCUUGGGUUUCUGAGCACAAGCUUACUAGCAUUGGAGCGAUUUGGGCAUCAGCAAUUGGAGCAUCAGUAGCUUUUAAUUCGCGCUCAAAAUCAUCCCUGAAGCCAAGUCUCAGACUUAUUCAUGCUAGGAUGCAUGCUCAAGCCUUGACAUUAGCAGUGUUAUCAGGAGCAGCAGUGUACCAUUACUAUGAGAAACAAUCCCAAAAACCACACAAUUAAGAUAUGAUGACGAAAUUUAAUCAUUUUCAUAAGCAAAUAUGAUGGAUGAACAUGAUUAAUUUACUAAUUACUAGUUACUGCUACUUAUUAUUAUUAAUUAAAUGAUGCAUUAUCAUUAAGAGUUUAAUGUUCUAUUUUGUUUUUUCUAUGUACUUCUACUAAUUAGCUUUAUGAAUUAUGCCUAGUUUACUUUACUCUUCCUAUGCGUACAUAUCCAACAAAAUUUAUCUGAAUAAAAUUUUGUUUUCUUGCUUAAUUUUGUCAGAUUAGAGUUGUUUAAAUUGAAAUCCUGAUGAAAAUUGAAUUUUGUUUUAAUUGCUUAAUUUUGUUUUUUCUUUAUUGUUUCUAUAAGUUUGAUUCUCAUCUAUCUUCUUCACUUCUCAGCCUACCAUGCUCCUUAUAUAAGGAUUAAAUAGUCAAACUAUUACAUUUUUAUUUAUUUAUUACGUCUUUACAUGUGUAUGUUGGGUAAAUUUGAGUCAAAUAAACAAAAUUAUAUAAAAUAUUCUUAAACUAAGUAUUGGGGAAACUUAUUUCCCAAAAUAAGCACUAAAUUCCAAAAGCUAUGGUUUGGUUCUCUUCGAUGUUGCUAAUAGCGAAUAAAGAACAAGGUCAAUAAAAGUCAAACACUUUGUUUGCUAUUAGUAACAGUGAACAAAAAUGCUGGUCAAUUGACGUCAACGUCUUUAUUCCCACUUAGUAAGUGGAAACAAAGAUGUUUGACUUUUUUUGACCACAUCUUUGUUCGCAGUUACUAACUGCAAAGAUGGGUUUUAUAAAUUAUUCCUGAAUCUUUUUAAUUCAUUUCCCCCAAGAUCAAACAAGGUAACCUUUGUUGGCUGUUACUAACAGUGAACAAAGGUUUGACCUUGUUUGACCAGGACUUCCUUUGUUCGCUGUUAGUUUUGGACUUUUUUUUACCAUAGAGCUUUAUUCGCUGUUACUAACAACGUACAAAUCCAAACCUCAACUCUGGAAAUUUCGUACUUAUUUCAGGAAUUAAGUUUCGCCCAUAUCUAAUUUAAGAAUUUUUUAUAUAAAUUUUCUUAUUUAGUUCAAAUUUUUGGGAAGUUGAAGGGCACCUAGGUCCACUCCUACCAAGGGUUGGUGCCAACUACAUGAGAUCAAUGUCCUUCCCUAGAAAAAUAGAAAACAACUACUCUUGUGAGAGAUCGUUUCUCUGAUAGACGACCUCAAAACAUGAAGCGCACAUUCUUAUUUUCUCUUUAAGUUGUAUUGAUUGAGCUAUUUAGCCUAUAAAUGUAAUACGUCUUUCGAAGAGACCAUCUCUCACAACAAUUUGUGAUUACAAAAUUGAAAUGUUUGGACUUCUUUCAGCCCAUACGUUACGACUAGCAGUAUUUGUAUGUGCGGUCCAUCCAAUAACACGUUAAGCCUAAUUUUUCAGAUUAAGAUGAUCAUCUUUCUUGUAAGACAUACUUUUAACUACCGAGGUCUUAACAUUAAUGAAAGUCAAAGUGAUAUUUACAAAUAGUAAAAACGUCAAAAUAUAAUAAAUAAAUAAAAAGUUACUUUUUUGUGAGAGACCGUCUAAAUAAUAUGACAAUAAAGUAAUAUUUUAAUGAAAGUCAAUGACCACAUGUAAAGACAUUGCGUCUAAAAAAUUAUUGAAUUUCUGAUACGUUUUUAUGAUAAGUUUGUACAUAUAUUUGCAUUGGAUUGUUUCUAUAUCUAUUCGUUUUUACAAAUUUCACCGAGAGAUGCAUUUUAUAUAGGAGUUGAAUUAGUCAUCUAAUACUUAUUAUGAGAAUAUAAACUCAUUAUUAGGGUUGUCUUAUCAAGAGACAAUCUCUUAUGAGAAUAAUUUAUUUGUCUUUCAUACUUCAUAUGAACCUCUCAUUAUAUACUCUCAUAGAAAUUACAUCUAUUUGAUCUAACAAAAACCAACAUAUUUUUGUCGAAAAACAUAUAGUACAUUGAAUACAUAAUAAAAGAUAAUUUUAGUUUGUUUUGAUUCUUCUUGAUGUUUAUUUUUUUGAAGAAUAAGAUUUUUGUAUUAUCCAAACAAAAAAUAGGAUACAAGGGACCUAAGACCCUAAGAUUUUCAGCUUAGCUCCCUAAAGUUGCAUCAGUGUGAACACAGUGCCCACCUUCUAGGAAGGGUUUCAAAGCGUCACUCUUUAUGUGCACGGGGGAUAAGCGAGAAACCUAAAACAAAUGGCUAUACAAGGAAUUAACCAUUCACAAACCAAGCUUUGUCAAUAGGACAUGCCCUACUUCACAGGACAACAAAAAAAGAAACAAAACUAGCCUAUCAAAUAUUAAGAACCAACCCUACAUGAAAAGACAUCACGGCCUGAGACAGUAGAGAUGGAAACUGGCAUGAAGGAUCAGAUAGGUAGUGCUGGAGGCUAUAACAACCUAUAAAUGAGGACCUAGGAAGGAACAAAGUCGAGGCCUAAGACAACAGCUGUCAUGAGGACAAUCGCACUGGAAACUGAAAGCUGAAGCAGCAUCUAAGUACAAACACCGUCGACAGAGACUAAAGUUGUAAAGAAGCUUCAAGUUGAUUCACGUCUCAAGGAUGCUAAGAAUUUGAAUCUGGUCUCCGAAGCGUCCUUGACGUUGCCUACCACUUGGUUCACCAUUGGUACCGUGUUGUUCCACGUGGCGUCAUUCCUGGCGCUCCAAAUUGCAUAGAUGAAGUUGCAAAGGAUGGCAUCAUGAUGCUUUCUCUUAAGGCGGCCCAGAUGGGUUCUCCUGAGGGUAUCUUCCUGUGUAUCUAUUUUUCUAUUGGUCCCAAUUCAUUCUUUCAUUAUAUCUACGCACUUCUAACUAAAGGCGCAUUGGAAAAAUAGAUGGUUCACUGUUUCACUUUCCAGACCGCAAAUUGGGCAUGUGUCAAUAUCGACGACUCCAGCAAGCUUAAGGCGAUGUUUUGUUUUCAGACGAUUGUUGAACGCGAACCAUGCUAUGAAUCUGCUUCUAGGGGUAGCAAUCCUGCUCCAUACUAUGUUGUUCCACCUGACUCUUUCUUCUCCUCCCUUGAGGUCGUUGUAUUCUUAGCCAUGUUUGCUGCUUCUGUAUUCUUAAACCGUGCUUUACAUGCCUCCUUAACCAACUUGAGAUUAUGAUCGAGGUGAUUUGAGUUCCCACACGGGCGAGUGUGCCAUGCUUCUCAGAUGGUUACAAUGAAAUCCUUGUGUUUUCCCCAGUGAUUGAAGAGCUUAAAAGGUUUUGUACGUUUAGCGGGCUCUAGGAAUUGAACCAGCAUUGGUGUGUGGUCGAUGUCUCCUUCCGGAAGAAAGCAGACCUCAGUUGUGGGAAAUGAGCUCUCCCAUAUUGGGUUUCCCAUCACUCUGUCGAUAUUGCUUAGCACCCUGACGUCCCCUCUUUGCUUGUUAGACCAAGUAAAAAAUCUCCCGGUACUUUUCAAGUCAUGAAUCUCACAAUUCCCCAUGCAUUGUCGAAGAUGCUUUAUUUCAUGGAGGCGUGGUUUUUGACCUAUCCUCUCAUUUAGAUUGGCUAUGUAGUUGAAAUCUCCUAGGACUAUCCAAAGCCCUAUUACAGUUGCACCUAUAGUCUCGAGCUUAGAAAGCAUAAUACUCCUCUCUUUCUUAUCUGUUGCACCAUACACAAAGGAGCAUGUAAAACUAUCACUUGCAUAUGGGCUGACAACUAGAUCUUGGCUGCUAACGAACCGUAUGUCUAGUUUCAUUUCCUUGGCUUUCCAGGCUACUAUGGUCCUACCUCCCUUGUUAUGAGCUAGGUUGUGCGUGAUACACCAAGACAGGAAGAUUCUUUAGUAAAGGGCACAUGUUCCUUGCCGUUUUACUUUCGUUUCCAGGAGACUAAAUAGGCUUACAUUAUGGUUGGAAAUGAAACGGGCCACUUCAGCUUGUUUAUUAACCUUACUUAGCCCCCUGACAUUCCAAGUGAGGAUGUUAUUUAUGAUCCUAGAUGGGGUAAGCCCCCAGCGCUUUGAUAGGUAGGAUCUUGUUAUGAGAUCUCUUGGAAGAUUGGUUUUCUAUGGUGGAGUCGGAGAGCAUAGUGUAGAAAUUAGAUAUUGGGACUUGGCCACUAUAUUCAUUGUGUUGGCCUUUCCAAUUCACCCUUAUCUGUUGCGUUGCUUCAUGUGGCUCACUACUGGAUUCAAGGAGUAUAGUGCACUGACUCCCCGAUUGGACUGGUGGUUGUAUCAUCGUGCCUUCACCUGCCCCUCUGUUAUCUUGUUCUUUUGUGUGAGCAAUCUAGCUACCUUUUAUUCACCCAUACUCUCCUAGGUUUUUUCUUAGGUUGUUGGUUCAAGGUUUUCUGGGUUCGACAAACACCUGGUCGAUGGCCAAGUUGCUGACAUUGGUGGCACCAGUUGGGUUUCCAGUCAUAUUGUAUGGUUUGUUUAACCAGUUCAUCAUAUUCAUUUUUGAAGAACACCUCAUCCGGUAGACGAUUUCUUAUGUCCAUAUCUACCAGGGCUCUAGCAUACAUUAACCUAUCCUUAUUCUUGGUAGCAUUGUCUACUUUAAGAACAUUACCCAAAAGCCCAACAAUCUUCCUGAUACAUCUUUCACCCCAAUAUUCCAUUUCUAGGGCUGGUAAGUGAUAGAGCAAAUUUUAAUAACUGCAAGCGCACAAUUGACGUGCAGUUGCGGGUCGAACACAAGGAGACGAGUUAAUCAAUUUGUUUUUUUUAUGACUACAAGACAUGAAUCAAGAAAUAAUGUGGUCGAGAAACUAGUACUAUGAUGCAAAAAUUAAAAUUAAACAAUGAUCAAUAUGAAGAUGAAUAUGAUAUGAAAAGCUCUAGGUUGUCAAACAACACCUAAUUUUAACAUGGGAAUCGAUCACUCUCAUGAUUAUAUGAGGUUGAGUCAUUAGCAUAAUUAAAUGUGAUCUAAUUAAUCUCAAGCUUUCGCUCUAUUGAUUAAUAUCGAUUUAAGGCCAAACUAGUGUUAAUCCUCAAACUUCCAUUUUAUUGGCUAAACUAGUGGAAAUUUAAGUUAAAUAUAUCUCGAUCAUAAAUUAGUCCUAAUCUCAAACUUCCCUUUUAUUGAAAAGGUUAAUAAAGAUGUUUAAACCGAGGUUCAUUAAGCUUAGAUUUAAUUAUAGACCCAAGUUUCACACAAUCAAUCGAUAAAAUGUUAUCCCAUGCUUCGAAUUAGGGAUUAUACCCUAACCCUAAAGAAGAAGAUUACUCACUAAACAUGAUGGUAAAUAUGUAAUUCAUAAUAAAUGAUGGCUUAAUAGAAACGCUAAACAUGAAACGAUGAAUGAUUUUAAUGCAAGAGAUAAAUAAUAAAGCGAUUAACAGAGAGAGCUUACUAAUUAUGAAGAACGAAAAUGUAAAUUGCAAGAGGAAAUAAUGUAACAACGAAAAUUUUCAACCAAAGCUUAAAAACAAAAAUAAAUCUCUGUAUAAUUAAUAAAAUAAAAAUUACCUAAAACUGAUCGAAAACUAACUUAAAAUAAUAAAACAACUGUUGUAAUAACAAAUGGCAGCAAAAAUAACCGCUCGAAUGACUGGUGACGACUCGUGACAUCAUAGGCGAUGAGUCGUCGCUUUGCUACUGCCUGGAUCAUGUGACUUCAGUGAGUUGGCGACGAGUCGUGGCAAUAUUGGGGAAGAGUCGUCGCUCAGUCUCUGGACUUCAUUAUUCAGAUCAGAAUGUAUCCGACAAGUCGUGGCACAGGAGCGACGAGUCGUGGCUUUAGCACUGGACUAUAAUGCUGACGAGUCGUGGCAUCUGGAGCGACGACUCGUCGCUUUUGUUUUGGACUGCAGUGUUGAGCGACGAGUCGUGGCUUUUUGGCAUGGUUUAGCUACCACUCGUUUCUUCCCUUUCAAGCUUGUUUGGCUCGAUCUCUUCCCUUCUUUUAGGGAUCUUAAGCCAUUUCUCCAGGCCUUCACCCUCUUAUCACUCCCGGGACCUAAUAAAACUUCGAUUCCGCCUCAAAAAUUUACAUAAAACACAUUAUUGAGCAUAUGAAACGAAAAUGUCAAAUAUCACCUACAAUACUACCUAAAACUCACUAAGACAUCACAUAAGGAGUAUGAAAUUAACACAAAUGAGUGCAAAUAAUUACACUCAUCAGUAAGUGUACCCAUAUUGGGAUGGUGGAUGGGUUUUCUUUUUCCAUUGACAUCUUGACUUUCCAUGGCUUGAUGAUGAAAGGCUUCUUGUCAAAGAGGAUACCACUCAUCUCACAAGCUUUGUCUCUAGCUAGUUUAUCAUUCAAUCUCACAAUGAAGACACCCUUCCUAACCAUACCAACUUUCUCCACAUCAAGGUCUUUCCAUAUUCGUUUCACAUACCCAUUGAUAACAUGUAAUGGGGGAUUGACUCCUAUGACAUAGCAUACUACUGCAGACUCCCAAUAUUUGACAUCAUCAUCAAUAUCCUCAAAGGUGAUUUAAUAGUGUUAGGGACCAUACGUUGAGGAUGCACACAUUUUCCUUACUCUGGUGCUGAAAACGACACUUGUUGUUGCCCCACUUCAUGUUGCUUAUUGGUCUGGUUCAUCUGAGCUUGAGGCUGCACUAAAUUCCCGUGUCUGGAGCUGAAUUCGACAAAUGCUAUUGUCCCUCUUCAUGGGUCUGGUUCACCUGAGCUGCGGCCAACCUAUGGUCAACCUUUGAUGAGCUUUGAACAGUUGAUGUCCAGCUCUGUUUCAAAGUAUCAGGUGAUGGUGUUGGGUUCGUUUUCCCUAAUUCAUGCGAAUUAGGGUUUGCUUCUUCCUUCUCCAUCGCUGAUCUGCUGUCAUUGCUACACGGUGUUGACGAUUCACCGGUUAAUUGUGGUGGUUUAACAAGCUUGCCGCCUCCUUCCUCGGCCUACCUCGCCCCUUAGCUAUGGCGAGUUCGCCCAUACUGGAUGAGGAACCAGGUGCGCCGUAAAGAGAGAGGGAGGGGAAAGCGUGUUCUUUUUUAUUACUAAUAUUAAGUUUUAUAAGUUUAGUUAUACAUAAUUAGAAAUAUUAAGAAGUGAAUUAGGGCAGCAGCGUAUAUACAAAAUCAAAAUGUAAUAUCUAAUUAGAAUAAGAGGGAAGAGUUUAGGCUCUAAGGGUCCAAUAUAGGGUAUAAUUUCAAGAUUCAUAUAAUCCUGAUAUGCAAUUACAAGUCGACUUUUUGCAUGCUAAAGCCUCUUGAUUAAAUUGGGCUCUUGAAACUUGAUCUAGCCCAAAAGCUAUAUUUGUUCUUGUUUCGUAUUUGAAUUUCACAAAAAUUUGGAUAAGAUGGUCUCAUCAUGAGACCGUUAAUUUGGGCUGGUUCAAUUUACGCGUAUAACAACAUUUUAUUUUUUAGGCAUUUAUCAAUUUUGAUCUUAAAGGUAUCAAUUUUGAAAAUUGAUACCUUUAAGAUCAAAAUUGAUACCUUUAAGAUUAAAAUUGAAAAAUGCCCAAAAAUUAAAAAAUGCCCAAAGAAUGAAAAAAUGCUCAGAUUUUUGACGAAUUGGGCCGAUCUAAAUUGACGGUCUCAUUAUGAGGCCGUCUCAUCCAAAAUCAGUUGUUUGAAUUUUUGGCGAGCUUAGCCAUAAAACAUCUUUAGUAAUGUCAUUUAAAUCAGCUAAAAAGUAAAGUUACAAGUAAAUUUUUUUUCUAUGGACAGCUUUUUUCAAAAGGUAAAGGUAGAGGACAAACCAUACCUGCUCCCCUAAAGAAGGGUGUAAAGAGGAUGCACGCAGUCAAGAAACCCCUCAAUUGAUACCUGCGCCCCAUAGGGGUUUAAUCCCAAACCUUCUGCUCAACAUGCAGAUACUCUAUUCAUUGAGCCACAAACGCUCUUGGUUAUAGACAACUUUUUUCAAUGAGUUUUAAUUUAAACCCACUAGAUUUCUAUUUAACAUCCAACAAUAAAUAACCAUUGAACUACUUUUGUGAGAGAUCGUCUCUUGAUCUGACGAUCUCAAUGUAAAAAGCUCAUAGUCUAAUAUUAUAUUAGUUGGACUAUUCUAUCCAUAUAUAUGAAGAACGUCUCACGGUGAUACUCACACAAUAAUAUGUGAAAACCGUAACUAAAUGUUUUCUUUAGCAACUUUGUAUACAACUAAUUUUUCAACCAGCAAAAAAUAGACAAUGCUACCAAGUGGGUUAAGCAAGCCAAUUAAAACAACCUAAAACUAACAAUUAUUCCUUUAUUACUUUUUAUUUUAAUUUGUCUUAUAAUUUUGCACUAUUUUCUUUUUUUUAAUUAUGGUGUUACUCUCAUUAUUUUAAUUUCAUUCAUAAAUUUUUACUCUCUUUAUCUUAACCACUCAUUUAUAUUAUCUACUUGUUUUUAUUUUAUUUUCCAACCUAAUUUCUUUUUCUACUAAAUUUCACUAGCUGCAAAAUAAGAGGGCAAAAGUGAGUAAUUAUAAAAUAUCUCAUCAUAUAUUUUAUUUGAAAUAUAUUCCAAUAAAAAAUUAAUUAAAAAAUCUUUUAAGGUUAAUGAUCUAUAUAUUUCUUAAUCACUAGAUGGGAUUUAAUUAUGUAUGAGAAAAAAUAUUGAAAAAAGUGUUCAAGUAGAUUAUGAGAGUUGUAUUGAAAAAGAAAAGAAUGGAAGAAAACGAAAGAGAAGGUGUGAGUUUGAUGAUUAGACCGUUAGACGUGCUAACCUUAACGCAUUUCUGCUGUUUGUAAGGUUGGAAAGUCACUUUCUUUUUCCUAACUUUAUGAUUCUUUUCUAAGUUAGCCACCUUUUCUAUUUUAUGCUUAACAACUCUUCUAUGACCAUUAUACCCUCCAUUUACUUGCUAAUUUAUGAGGCCCACUAAUAUUUUUAAGACUUAAUUCACUUGUUAAACUAGAUCUACUUUGUGUGAGAUUUUCUUUUUUAAGACGGUCACCAGAUAAAAAAUUUAUAUAUUAAUAAUUUAUAUUAUUAGAGUUAUUUAACCCAUAUAAGACACGUCUCACGGUAAGACUGUCCUAGAAAAUUAUUGAGUUACGUGAGAAUCUAACCCAAAAGUUUUUUCUCAAGAAGCAACAUGUAUUCCAAUUAAAAUAAAAUCUGAUUUUUAACUAUCAAUCUAAUAAUAGUUAGAACAAUAAUACUUCUAUAUAGCUAUAAAAAUGUUAUAAUUAUGAGGCUAUUAAUAUUUUUAUAGAUUGAGGGUUAUUUCAGUUGGAGCAUAUCUAACCGUACAAUUUGAGUGUUUGUAACAAAAUUAGUAAUAAAAAUAAUUAUUGCAUGAUGUUGAUAAUAUUUGAUAGUAAACACACAAGUAAUAAAAGAAACAAUAUAAAAAUACAUUAGUUAUAAGAUGCUUUUGUAUCUAUAAGUGUUUGUAACAAACAACCAAAAGAUUAUUCUUUAUGUUAGGAAUUGGUAGCUAUAUAUGAUUUAUGAUUGGUACUUUGGUAGUAUAAUUUAAAAUAAUCAAGAAAUGCUCCUCAAACUCCAUAGAGAAUAUAAUGCUACAUUUUAUAUCGCGGUAAUUUUUGUUAAUUGAGUUGAGACUUGAGAGACUAAUACAAAAAUUAUAAAUUUUAUAGAUGAUAUAAAUGACAUAUAAAUAGAUUGAUGAGAUUUAAUAAAAGUGAUAGGAUCCUUACGCAAAAAGAAAAUAUAACAAUUUGAAUGGAUUGGAUUUUAAACAGACCGUUCGUUACAAAAAUCAAACGUGAUAAAAACAGGCUUUCUACGAGCCGUAAACGGAUCUUUAUUAUUGUUAUUAAUCUUUUCUUUAAUUAUGAUACAUUACUAUAAAUUUAAAAUCUUCAAUACAAUCUAAUAUUAGGUCUUGUUUUAUUGGAAUGUGUGUUACUAUUCCUCAAGAAAAAUCUAAAUUUAAUUCUUACUAGCUCAGUAUGUUCAUCAUUUUUCUCGACUUACCAUGUUAACCAUUAAACUAAUUUACUCAUAGUCAUACAUGCAACUUAAAUGACAUAUGCCCCAUAAAGCAAGCAAUCAUUAAAACCCCAUUUUAUACUCUAAUUAUAAAAUAAAAAAAUACUUCUGAAAAUAAAAAUAAAAACAAUUUCAACAAACAUUUAACUUAAACAAUGUAGGGUACGUUACUUCCUCAAAGUAGUACUUACAUGAUUGCCAUGAAGUUGACUUAAUUAUACAAAUUUUCAUAACAUCUAUCUAUAAUAUAUAAACAUUCUUCUAUUUUCUUCUUGUAAAAUUCUUCUUCAUAUUCCAUUUUCCUAAUUUUGAUGCUCAAAUAAAAUAAAAUUUCAUCAUUUUGUGAUUUAAUGGAUUGCUCAAUUUGCACUACAAUGCCUUUCAUUCUAAGACCUCCAAGAAAUACAAUUUGUGCAGCUUGUUAUGAAGGAGCUAGAAGCUUAAUCUCAUUGAUUAACAAAUUCGAUGGCGAUAUUAAUAAUAAUAACAAUAAUAAUCAUAAAUGUAAUGAGAAAUCAGGAGGAAACAAUGUCAUUACUUCAUCGAAUUCGUCUUGUAAGGGUUUUGGCAAUGUACUUAAAUGGGUUAAGGAAAUGAAGGAUAUAGAAGAGGAACUAAAUGAUAAACUCAAGUUUCUAGGUGAAUUUGAAGCAGCUUUCAGAGAUGAGAUUCAUACUGAUAUCCUUGUUAAGCCUGGCAACAAUGGACCUCCUAUCCCUGCUCAUAGAGCUUUGUUGGCAGCAAAAUCAGAGAUCUUUAGAAACAUGUUAGAUUCAGAUGGAUGCAAAGAAGCACCAAAUGAAGCCAUAACAUUACCAGAACUAAACCAUGAAGAGCUUGAAUCCCUCCUUAUGUUCCUCUACAAUGGAAGCUUACCCAUUGACAAGGUUGAAAAGCAUGUUUAUUCAUUAUCAGUAGCAGCUGAUAAAUACAACAUUACUUUCCUACAAAAGUUUUGUGAAAGACAAAUGCUGAAUUCUCUUAGUUCAUCUAAUGCUCUUGAUAUCUUAGAGAUUUCAGAUGUUUGUUCUAACUUAUCUUUAAAGGAUACUUCUUUGAAUUUUAUUGUCAAAAAUAUGGAGGAUAUUGUUUUUUCGCCUAAGUUUGAAGCUUUUUCUUUGAAGAAUCCUCAUUUGAGUGUGCAAAUUACUAGGGCUUCUUUGAUGGAUCUUAAAAAUAGGAGAAAUCCAAUGUAAACAAAAAGAAAUUGAAUUAAAUGAGAC
This is a messenger RNA of Amaranthus tricolor (Joseph's coat), 11397 nucleotides long. RefSeq names its product BTB/POZ domain-containing protein At3g56230-like. The record is from RefSeq and is a predicted model, not a curated record. The transcript is spliced from 5 exons. Gene Ontology annotation, molecular function: protein binding. The coding region runs from base 10525 to 11370 and encodes 281 amino acids. Lineage: Eukaryota; Viridiplantae; Streptophyta; Magnoliopsida; Caryophyllales; Amaranthaceae.